AUGGCUGAAGAGACGGAAUAUGCUAAUGACGAUUCUGUCUUUGGAAAUUCUCCCGAUUUACCACCUCCAGCGACCAUGGCUGUCCCUGAACCAGAAAGAAGAGCUUCUGUUACUUCCGCUUCUUCGGAAGACUCUACAGAUAAGUUGAUCAAAAGCUUGGAAUCAAAUCAUUUAGGCGACGGUGUCACUACUCUCGACAAAGCAUUGGCAGAAGCUGAAGCAAAACAAGAUGAAGCAAAUGAAGUAGAAAAAGAGGCUCUGAAACCAAGUGUUUCUGUUUCUCAGACCUCCACCAAGAAUGAAUAUGAUGGCAUGAUUAUACACAAGAUUGAACGGAAACCUGAACCUGAACCCGAACCUGUAUCCGAACAUGUACCGUCCGUGGACCCUCUGAAAGCUGCAGACGGAAAGAAGAAUAGCGAUGAUAAUACUAAUACUAUUAAUAUUAGUGGAUCUAAAAAGGCAGGAACAUAUCCAACGCCUCCCAUGAAGAAACCAGUUAAGUUUAGAGUUACAAGUGUCAAUAGCGAGCCUGUUCAUUCAAGAUCAACAUCAACUGGAUCACAAAGUGGUGAAUCUUCUCUCCCAAUAGCCAUAAGCACUUCAUCCGGAACAUAUAUUCGGAAACUGCUGAUGAAAACCAACAUAAGUGCCGAAGAAGCCACUACCCAACGACUCAUAAAGGAAACACAACAAAAGUAUGACAUUUUUCUGAGUAAAAUAGUGAAGAUUGAAAAGGAAAUACACUUUUUAACAAACUUGCUUCCUCCUUAUAACGUUGAGAUUGACUACCCCACUAGGGUUAAGAUUAGUAGAGCCAUUGAGAAGCUUCAGAUGAAACAAGAUGAAUUGGAUAAAAACAAGUAUAGUUUAGGUAUCCAAUUGAGUAGAUUAUGGAGAGACCAUGAGGAUGGUGAUCUUUGGGUACGGUCUGUGACCAAUCAAUGA
Molecule: messenger RNA, 948 nt
Organism: Lizanozyma spartinae
Lineage: Eukaryota; Fungi; Ascomycota; Pichiomycetes; Serinales; Debaryomycetaceae
Exons: 1
Coding region: 1-948 (315 amino acids)
Source: RefSeq, a predicted model, not a curated record